Messenger RNA from Rotaria socialis, 876 nucleotides. Lineage: Eukaryota; Metazoa; Rotifera; Eurotatoria; Philodinida; Philodinidae. The record is from the annotation of a GenBank genome assembly.
AUGAUAUUGAACGGCUUCUUGCUGCUUUUGGAAGUAUUUUAUGACACUUUGCACUGUCAACGAAAUGGGCAGAAUACUGUACGUGUCGAUAAUAUUUUGAAAGUUUGCGAUUUUGGUUUAUCAAAAUAUGAAUUUGAAAGCGAAUAUGAUGAAACGCCAAAUUUCAGUGCACCAGAAGUUUUGAUAUCACAAGAACAACACUAUCAACCACAAGCUGAUAUCUGGUCCAUUGGUGCUAUCUUAUAUUACAUGGCAUAUGGUAAACAGCCAAAUUGGAAUCCAGAAAAUCGUGCUUGGGAGCCACCAUAUGGACAUCAGCCAGUACAAGACCCAUUAGUAAGAGAUUUACUUAUGAAGGCAUUGCAGUACUACCCUGAAGAUCCUGAUGGUGACGCAGGUCAAUUAAACAAAACUACACGUAGACAAUGUAAAACAUUAUGUAAAUCAAUACGAUCAAAAAAUCGACAACAAAAGCCGCUCGUCAUUGUAUUUUAUUUCGAUAAAGGCGAUGUUGUUAUCUCGCCAUGUAAACGUCGUAUGCCAAGAAGUAAAAUUGAAGAAAACAAUCUUGAUGAAUCAAAUCUUGUUGAUAUAUCAAAUGAAAUCUAUAGGUUGAAUGUAAAUUCGCCUGAUCACAAUAAUGCUUCACCUGUUCAUAAUGAUGCUUCACCUGAUCACAAUGAUGACUCGUCUGUUCAUAAUGAUGCUUCACCUGAUCACAAUGAUGACUCGUCUGUUCAUAAUGAUGCUUCACCUGAUCGUUAUGAUGCUUCAGUUGACAUUAAUAUGUCGCUUGAAGACAAUCAGAUAAUCAUUACUUUACAAAAUGAGCGGAAAAAACUAUGGACGACUUCGAUCGCAAAAUCGAUAAAAUGA